Molecule: messenger RNA, 861 nt
Organism: Plasmodium berghei ANKA
Lineage: Eukaryota; Apicomplexa; Aconoidasida; Haemosporida; Plasmodiidae
Product: metalloprotease, putative
Exons: 3
Coding region: 1-861 (286 amino acids)
Source: RefSeq, a predicted model, not a curated record
AUGAACAUUAAAAAUUUGGAUGAUAUAAAAUAUAAAAUUCACAAAAUUCAAGUUUUAAAUGACAAUGAUGAUAAAGCUAAGACGAUAUUAAAUAAGGCUGCUGAAAAAGUGCAGCCAAUUAUGAAAAAAAGGCGUUUUUUGGUUGAAUUGCUUUCUGAAUUUUUACCAACAAAUCCAAACUUGCUAGGUCUCAACAUUUUGGGGAAAUCUGAAAUUAAGAUAAGACUUCGAAAAAAAGCGGGGGGAGAAAUAUUUCACUUUAAUGAUAUAAUUGGAACAUUAUUACAUGAAUUAGCACAUUUAGUACAUAGACGCCACGAUAAAAAUUUUUAUGCGUUACUGGAUAAAUUAGUUUUUGAAUAUAAUGAAUUGUAUACAUAUAACAAUAUAAAUAAUACUUAUGGGAAUAAUAAAAAUAAGAAUUUAAUCAGCAAUAUCAAUGAAAAUAGUGAUAGUUAUAAAAACAGUGCUAACAAUAAAAAUAAUCUAAUAAUUUUAAUUGAUGACGAUUGUAAAAUUGAAAAUACUAAGAAAAGUUCUAUUUGUUAUUCUCAACCCAAACUUAUGGCUGCACAAGCAGCAGAAAGACGAUUAAUAAAUAAUUUUAUAAAUAAUGAUGGAGAAAUAAUAAACGUAUCUCUUGAAAGUUGUUUAACAGAAAAACAACGUGAAAACUUAAUAAAAAGGAAAAAAGAAUAUGAUGAUAAAACAUGUUUAAUACAAAAUGACGUUAUUAUAAUUGAUUCGAUGAGUACUAUUCCGAAAAAUAAAAAAAGGAAAAAAUUGACGAAGUUGGAAAACAGCAAAUACAAGAGAAAUGAUGGAGAUAAUAACAUUUGUAAUAAUAAUGAUUGUUUAUAA